Messenger RNA from Ctenopharyngodon idella (grass carp), 1316 nucleotides. Its product is annotated as cathepsin S-like. The coding region runs from base 162 to 1154 and encodes 330 amino acids. Lineage: Eukaryota; Metazoa; Chordata; Actinopteri; Cypriniformes; Xenocyprididae. The transcript is spliced from 8 exons. Gene Ontology annotation, molecular function: cysteine-type endopeptidase activity. Gene Ontology annotation, biological process: immune response. The record is from RefSeq and is a predicted model, not a curated record. Gene Ontology annotation, cellular component: lysosome.
GGCGAAGCAAAAAGUAAGCAAAGACAACUGUACCAUAUGACAACAGGCAGAGAUUAGCACGUGAUGGAACAAAAUAAAAGCAAAGGAACCAGGAACUCACAGACGUCCAUCACCUCCUCUACAAACGACAAGAAUUGCAGCUUAACGAGAGUGCACAGGCCAUGAUGUUCGGGAGCUUGCUGUUUGCCGUGUGUUGUAGCGCAGCACUGGCCCAUUUCAACUCAAAUCUAGACCAGCACUGGGAGUUGUGGAAGAAGACGCAUGACAAGUUUUACUCCACUAAGGUUGAGGAACUGGGCAGGAGGGAGUUGUGGGAGAAAAACCUUGAAAUUAUCACAAUUCAUAACCUGGAGGCCUCCAUGGGCAUGCAUUCAUAUGACCUGGGCAUGAACCACAUGGGUGACAUGACAACAGAGGAGAUCCUCCAAACGUUAGCCAUGACCCGUGUCCCUCCUGGCUUUAAGAGGCAAACAGCAAAAUUCGUGGGCUCUUCUGGGGCUUCUGCCCCAGACUCCCUGGACUGGAGAGAGAAGGGAUAUGUCACCAGUGUGAAAAUGCAGGGUGCGUGUGGUUCUUGUUGGGCGUUCAGCUCCGUUGGGGCUCUUGAAGGUCAGCUGAUGAAGACCACAGGAAAGCUGGUUGACCUCAGUCCUCAGAACCUGGUGGACUGUUCCUCCGGUUAUGGCAACAAGGGCUGCAAUGGCGGUUUUAUGAGUUCUGCCUUCCAGUAUGUCAUUGAUAAUGGCGGAAUAGAUCCAGAGUCAUCUUACCCUUAUGAAGGAGUGCAAAAGCAGUGCAGAUACAAUCCAUCCCAGCAUGCAGCAAACUGCACCAAGUACUAUUUCGUCCGUCAGGGAGAUGAAGAGGCCCUGAAGGAGGCUUUGGCCAGUGUCGGCCCUAUUUCAGUGGCCAUUGAUGCCACCCGCCCUCAGUUUAUCCUGUACCGCAAUGGAGUUUACAAUGAUCCAACCUGCACCAAAAGAAUAAACCAUGCAGUGCUGGCUGUGGGAUACGGUUCGAUUGCUGGGCAGGACUAUUGGCUGGUCAAAAACAGUUGGGGUACUGGAUUUGGAGAUGGUGGCUACAUCCGUAUAGCCAGAAACCAGAAUAACAUGUGUGGCAUCGCCUCAUACGCCUGCUAUCCGGUUAUGUAACUGAAACCCUGUUGAAAUGUGAACGUAUCAAAAUAAGAAAUUUAUUGUUUUAUAGUCUAAUUUCCUGGAUGUAAAUGUGUUCUAUAUGUGUAUUUUACAUUUCCAUUGUUUUUAAAAAAAAAUCCAAAUGUAUCUUUUAUGAAAUAAAUAUUAAAUUUUUAA